AUGUUUGACUCGUUCCAGAUCGGCUGCAUGGUCCUGGGCUCCCUCGUGCUCAUGGCCAUCGCAGUGCCUGUCGUGCUGCCGGUGUUCCUACCGCUCCUCAUCAUCUUCGUGCUGCUUCGGAGGAGGUACAUAGUGACGUCGCGCGAGGUCAAGCGGCUGGAGGCCAUCACGCGCUCCCCCGUGUACGCCUCCUUCAGCGCCACCCUCAAGGGCCUGCCCACCAUCCGCGCGUACGGCGCGCAGCACCGCUUCCACGACUCGUUCCUCUCGCUGCUCACGCUCAACGGGUCCUGGUGGUACGCCUUCCUGAGCACCUCCCGCUGGGUCGGCUUCCGCCUCGACGUCAUCGCCGCCGUCACCCUGGCCGCGGGGGUCUUCCUGGCCAUGGCCAUCCGCGACCGCAUCAGCGCCGCCAUCCUCGCGCUUGCGCUGACGCAGGUGCUGCAGCUCACCGGCAUGCUGCAGUGGUGGGUGCGCCAGACCGCUGAGGUGGAGAACGCCAUGACCAGCGUGGAGCGCAUGCUCGAGUACACAGAGCUCUCACAGGAGCCCCCGCGCCUCAAGGAGGGCGGCAAGGCCCCCCCGCCCGGCUGGCCUGCCAGCGGCGCCAUCACCUACUCCGACGUCUGGGCCUCCUACCGCCCGGGCCUCCCGCCAGUCCUGCGCCGCCUGUCCUUCUCAUUACCCGGCGGCUGCUCGUGCGGCGUGGUCGGGCGGACGGGCAGCGGGAAGAGCAGCCUGAUGCUCACGCUGUUCAGGCUGAUAUCCGUGGAUCAGGGCACGAUAUUUUUGGACGGUCUGGACACGUCGUCGGUGGCGCUGGACGUGCUGCGGCGCCAGCUGGCGAUCAUCCCCCAGGACCCGGUCCUGUUCAGCGGCACCCUGCGCUCAAACCUUGACCCCUGGGACCGCCACUCGGACGCGGACCUGUGGGAGGUUCUUGGCGCCGUUCAGCUGAAGCCGGCCAUCAGCGAGGCGGGCGGCCUGGCCGCCCCCAUGUCCGAGGCGGGCGACAACCUCAGCGUCGGCCAGAGGCAGCUCUUCUGCCUGGCCAGGGCCCUGCUGCAGGAUGCCAAGGUCUUGGCCCUGGAUGAGGCCACCGCCAACGUGGACCGCGCCACCGACGCCCUCAUCCAAUCCGCCGUCCGCGACUUUGCGCACGGCGCCCGCCGCAUCGGCGGCGCGGCCGCCGCCGACGCCGACGGGCCCGGCGGGGGUGGGCGGGUGCUGCUGGUGAUCGCGCAUCGCAUAGAUACUAUCUUGGACACCGACCAGCUGCUGGUGCUGUCCAACGGGGAGCUCGUCGAGUCGGGCCCGCCGGGCGAGCUGCAGCGGCGCGCGGGCGGCGUGUUUGCGGGGAUGGUGGACGCGGCGCGCGCGGCGGCCGCGCAGCACGAGGAGGGGGCGCAUUGA
Molecule: messenger RNA, 1413 nt
Organism: Monoraphidium neglectum
Lineage: Eukaryota; Viridiplantae; Chlorophyta; Chlorophyceae; Sphaeropleales; Selenastraceae
Product: xenobiotic-transporting ATPase
Exons: 8
Coding region: 1-1413 (470 amino acids)
Biological process (GO): transmembrane transport
Cellular component (GO): vacuolar membrane; plant-type vacuole
Molecular function (GO): ATP binding; ABC-type transporter activity; ATP hydrolysis activity
Source: RefSeq, a predicted model, not a curated record